AUGACUGCUGGCAGCACCGACGGUAAAAUAAUGGUCAGAAGAUGUCUAGUGACGUUCAAACCGUUCAGGAUAUUCGUGGUGGGAAUAGGCUUCUUCAGCCUGUGCUUUCUAAUGACCUCUCUGGGGGGGCAGUUCUCAGCCAAGCGACUGGGGGACUCCCCCUUCACCAUCCGCACAGAAGUGCUGGGAGGCAUGGAGUCACGUGGUGUGCUGAGGAAGAUCAGUGACAUGCUGGAGGUGAUUCUGAAGAGGAUGGACAGCCUGUCCAAACUGGACAACACCUCCACCACUGACGCACGGCGCCUGGAUGAGCUCAGCUCUGCUAUCAACAGGUUUCAGCCAGCCGGCCUGGUGGAGAAGAUCCAAGCUAUAGCUCAGAAUGUCUCCAACAUGGCCAUCAAGGUGGAGCAGAUAUUGCAAAACAGUAUGGUGCAAGGAAGAGCAGUAAGAGAUGGGACGUUGAACCAAUGUGAAGUACCAAGAGACCCCCACUUUCCAGAGUGUCCAGGGAAAGUAGAUUGGAUGCGUGCACGUUGGACAUCGGACCCUUGCUAUGCCUUCUACGGUGUCGACGGUUCGGACUGCUCCUUCCUCAUCUACCUGAGCGAGGUGGAGUGGUUCUGCCCCCCGCUGGCCUGGAGGAACCACAGCAGCCCCCCCACCCAGCAUGCACAGCUGGCAAAGGCCCCUAAGAGACAGGCUGCCUUCCGCACGGACCUCUCUGUACUGCUGGACCAGGUCGGGACAGGAAAGGAGUCCCUCAGCUUCAUGAAGCGCAGGAUCCGCCGCCUCGCACAGCAGUGGGCAACAGCCGCCAACCGUCUGGAUGCCAAGCUGGAGCAACGGUGGAGGGACCAGAAGAAGAUCCUGGUCCAUGUGGGCUUCCUGACAGAGGAGUCUGGAGAUGUUUUCAGCCCUAAAGUGCUGAAGGGGGGCCCCCUGGGAGAGAUGGUCCAGUGGGCUGACAUCCUCACCGCCCUCCAUGUUUUGGGACAUAACCUCAAGAUCUCCAUGUCUGUCAAGGAGCUGCAGGGGUUCCUCGGUGUGCCCCCAGGCAGAGGCAGUUGCCCACUGACCGGCCCGCUGCCCUUUGACCUCAUCUACACUGACUACCACGGCCUGCAGCAGAUGAAGCAACACAUGGGCCUUUCUCUCAAGAAACACAAAUGUCACAUUCGUGUGAUCGACACGUUUGGGACGGAGCCAGCUUACAAUCAUGAGGAGUACGCAACGUUGCACGGCUACCGGACCAACUGGGGCUACUGGAACCUCAACGCCCGGCAGUACAUGACCAUGUUCCCUCACACACCAGACAACUCAUUCAUGGGCUUCGUUUCGGAGGAGCUGAAUGAGACAGCGAAGAGGAGCAUCCAGCAGAACAAAGUGAACAACAUGGCUGUCGUGUACGGGAAGGAGGCCAGCAUGUGGAAGGGUAAGGAAGGUUUCCUGCAGAUUCUCCACAGGUACAUGGAGGUCCACGGCACAGUGUAUUACGAGACCCAGAGACCUCCGGAGGUCCCGGCCUUCGUGAAGAACCACGGCCUGCUGCCCCAGCAUGAGCUACAGCAACUGCUGCGCAAGGCCAAGCUCUUCAUUGGGUUUGGUUUUCCCUACGAAGGCCCAGCCCCCCUGGAGGCGAUAGCCAAUGGCUGCAUCUUCCUGCAGCCUAAGUUCCACCCACCUCACAGCUCCCUCAAUCAUGAGUUCUUCAGAGGCAAACCCACGUCGAGAGAGGUGUCCUCCCAGCACCCAUAUGCAGAGCAGUACAUCGGCAGACCUCAUGUCAUGACGGUGGACUUCAACAACUCCCUGGAGUUUGACUCUGCCAUCAGGGAAAUCGUGAGGACCAAGGUCGAGCCAUAUCUGCCUUAUGAGUACACCUGUGAGGGGAUGCUGGAGAGAGUCCAUUCUUACAUACAGCAUCAGGACUUCUGUGCCCCAGAGCCUCCCCUCAUCCCAGCCAACCUCUCCAGACAGGGGUCUGCCGGUGGGAGCAGGAUUACAGGGCCUCUGUUUGUGCCCCUGCCCAAUUCCACAGCCCUUGGCUGGGCGUCCAAUGUGACGGCUCCCCCUGCCUGGCCUCCCCUCAGCUCCCUCAGGCUGCUCGUAUCACAAGAGGGCCAGUCCUGUGUGGAGGCUUGCCAUUCAGCCGGAUUCAUCUGUGAGCCCGCUCACUUCCGCUUCAUCAACAACAAAGAGGCCCUGCACGGGUUGGAGGUGCAGUGCGAGGUGGUCGACUCCGAGAUCAACCACAUCCUUCCCGCCUUCUCGGUGGUACGGCAGGAGUGCGGCCUCCAGCGGGAGCCCCUCCUCUUCAGCUGUGCAGGACACUCCCCCAAAUACAGACGCCUUUGCCCCUGCAGGGACUUCCGCCGUGGCCAGGUGGCGCUGUGCAGAGACUGUCUAUAAUGACGGGACACGGGAAGGACAGACGCAGAAAAAUUGGACACAGAUUGGAGGGGGGGAAAGGGAACCCACAGGUGUAGAGCUGUGGCAAAAUUACCUGAUGGUGCACAGAGGCAGCUUUCCGCCCAAAACAGUAACUGUAGGACGAUGAGGAGCAUGCAUGGAUUUGAAGAGCUGAAAGUAGACCUGAAAUGUCUGGUUGACUGUAAUUGUUGUAACAGCUGUUCGACUGUACCUGGAGAUAAAAAGCAGUAAGACUUCCUAGAGCAGGGCUCCAAUGAUAUCAGGUGGCAUUACAACCAGGGGCAAAUACCUUUAUUACCAACACAAUUUCACAUUAACCCUCCAACCACAGGAUAAUAGUGUCUGCAAGAUGUUUACCGGCGAUGUGAUACAGAACAUUUAAUUUUUGGAGCUGCGCCUCAUCAAAAAUAAGGGGUUUAGGUUGGAAAAUACACACUUCAAGAGGCUUGUGAUUGCAGAGAAAGUCAGCAUUGGGACUAUAGUGUCAUUCCAUGACAGAGACUUCAAAUAUCUCGGCCCAGAGAAGGCAACCUCGGGUCAAUAUCCAAUCUCCUCUCUGCAGUUGGACAAAGGAUGAUGGACAACCAGGUUAUCUCCCUCGCUUUUUCUCCCCUCCUCCAGUGAUGGGCAGAGUCAUUUAUCAGACUGAACCCCAAGUCUGAGGCAACAUCGGUCAAUGCAAUCAUCUCUGGUCAUGAAAAAGAAAAGAGGAGGAGGACAGGGGACAGAGAUAAAGGGUACAAGAUUAUUUUUCAAUAAAUACGCCUUUAGAGCUCUCAACCAGAUUUUUAAAGAGUCCUCUGGGCUUUAUGAUGGAAAAACAAAUCAUGAAAUAAAAAAACAA
This is a messenger RNA of Chelmon rostratus (copperband butterflyfish), 3274 nucleotides long. RefSeq names its product alpha-1,6-mannosylglycoprotein 6-beta-N-acetylglucosaminyltransferase B-like. Gene Ontology annotation, biological process: protein N-linked glycosylation. The coding region runs from base 1 to 2409 and encodes 802 amino acids. The record is from RefSeq and is a predicted model, not a curated record. Lineage: Eukaryota; Metazoa; Chordata; Actinopteri; Chaetodontiformes; Chaetodontidae. Gene Ontology annotation, cellular component: Golgi apparatus. The transcript is spliced from 17 exons. Gene Ontology annotation, molecular function: alpha-1,6-mannosylglycoprotein 6-beta-N-acetylglucosaminyltransferase activity.